CCCUCUGUCACCUUGCCUUUCAAUCCCUCCCUCCCAGACAGAAGGGAGGAGGUGGAGCGCAGAGACACAAAGGAAGAGGGAGUGAGCAGCUACUGCCAUCAAGGUGAAGGAGACACAGUCAAUGAGUGAAUGUGAUAUGAACUGACAGGCUGGGAACUCAUUCAAGUACAAACCAGGAAGAGUUGAAAAGAGAAAAAAACCCUGAUAUUUUGAAGGCUGUUUUCUUUUUGGAUUUGCGGCCUCAAGGGGAGAUAAUAUUUGUAAGAGCCUCGGCCCUCCUUCCGGUCCCACUUGGCCAUGGUGGACCUGUUCGUUGACCGGGUCUUGGUGAAGAACAACAGGGACCAGGAUGAGCUGGAUACAGAGCGUGAGAUUGUCAUGCGCCUGCAGAACCGCAUCCUGAUGCUCUUCUUUGCAUCUGCUGCCUGUGAGAGCUGCCAGCAGUUUGCGCCCACGCUCGCCGACUUCUUCAAACGCUUGACAGAUGAAUCCUAUGUGGAUCGCUCAGCUCAGCUGGUUCUCCUGUACAUUAGUUUGGACGAGUCAGAGGACGAGCAAGAAAGCUUCCUCAAAGAGCUGCCCAAGAGGUGCCUGUUCCUGGCCUACGAGGACCCCUACAGGAGGGAGCUGGAGGCCAUGUUUAAUGUGGAGGAGCUGCCCACUGUGGUGGUGCUGCGUCCCGACUGCUCCAUCCUCAUCCGUAAUGCAGUGGAGGAGAUACUCAGCCUCGGCCCAGACUGCUACCGCAACUGGCAGGAAGCAGCAGAGCUCAUCGACAGGAGCUUCAUGAUCAGUGAGGACUUUGAGCAGAAGUCCAUGCGCAGCUGGACGGACCCUGUGAGGAGACUGAAGUACAAAGUGGAAGAUGGGAAGAAGAAAAAGAAGAAAAAAAAGCACAGAGGGGGAGAGGAGGAUGCAGAGGUCGACAAAGACAAAGGAGGGUUACCAUUAUGAUGGAGAACAACAACAAGAGGACUUGACUGAGGUUGCCAUGAUUAGUUAUUAAAGCUUUGACACGUUCUUCUACAGAUGCAGCCAAUGUUUUCACAGCUGAAAGUCAGAAAAUACAGACAUUCCUCAUCCUUUUCAAGAAGUAGAAAUGCCUAACUGAUGUUACUGUGACUGUGCUUUGCUUUCUUUAUCAGCGCUAAGCAACAGCUGUGGUCUAACAUAAGUUUGGGCUAUGGAUAUGCCAACAACCAAUAAAAAGUUAUGUAAAACACUA
This is a messenger RNA of Dicentrarchus labrax (European seabass), 1225 nucleotides long. RefSeq names its product nucleoredoxin-like protein 1. Gene Ontology annotation, biological process: photoreceptor cell maintenance. Gene Ontology annotation, cellular component: mitochondrion. The record is from RefSeq and is a predicted model, not a curated record. The transcript has 4 exons. Bases 298 to 954 code for a protein of 218 amino acids. NCBI's taxonomy places the organism in Eukaryota, Metazoa, Chordata, Actinopteri, Moronidae.